Symbiodinium sp. CCMP2456 is the source of this 2301-nucleotide messenger RNA. NCBI's taxonomy places the organism in Eukaryota, Dinophyceae, Suessiales, Symbiodiniaceae. The record is from the annotation of a GenBank genome assembly.
AUGCCACAUGCCGGACGGAUUUUGGCGGUGCUUGCUGCUGCUCAGCAGGGCGGCGGGUGGUGGCUAAGGGCUGCAAACAGCACCAACACUACAACCGCUGAGCCAGGAGGUCGUGAUGACUCCAGAUGGGCUCAGCUUCGCGCAUGGGCUGAGGAAGCGGUGCCCUCCAGCGAGGCUUGGUUGGCAUGGGCGUCCUGGCCCGACUCGUCAGGCACACCGGAGCGAGCUUGGUCCUGGGACAGCGGCCUUUGCAUGGCGCUGGACACGGCAGUGAGCUUUGUGGGAUGGGUGCUUUUCGGGAAUUCGUGGCCGGGCGUGAAGAACGGGUGCCAGCGUGCCUUCCGCAUCUUCGCUCUGCUGGCUUUAUGUAUGGGGGCCCAUUACUUGUGGGCUCUUUGCUGGCCUGUGGUGUCCCUCCUCUCAGUGGUCGUGAUAGGGGUGAUCUGGCUUGUGCGGAUGAUCGUGAGGAAGUUGGGCACCCUAAUCUACUGGGCCCAGCGUGCGGCCGGCGGCGUCCCCGAGGCCUCCGAUGCUGAGUUCUUAGGUCCUGGCACGGGCCGGAUCCCCGAGACCGCGGACCUCCGCUCCUUCAAGAAGGUGGGCGCCGCAGAGAAGUGGAUUCUUGUGAAAAGGGAGGGCCAUGUGGCUGUCUUUCGAGCAGGGACCGAAUCACAGACGAUCCGAUCUCCGGGUCUCUACGUGCCGGUGGAAGCCGACUCCAUGCGGGGUGACAAGGAGAUUGUAGACGCUUGCAAGGGCUACGACAAGGUGCACCUGUGUCGGCACUUGGUGUGUCAUGAGGAGGGCCAGCACUUCAAGGAGUACGGACUGGCCAGGGACUUCGACGGUGAGCGCUUUCACCUUCGGAACGCCGAGCUUGGCGCGGAGAAGGCGGGCCGGACUCUGUGGAAGUGGCUUUGGUCCCCUUCUGCAAAGCCCGUGAGGGUCAUGAAGGAGUUCGGGUCGGAGUCGGAGACAGAGCCAACUCGGAGCUGCGGGGCCCAUUGUGUGGCCUGGGUGGACAAGGACGGCGACUGCAACUUGGCAAGCCAACCCUGCAAGGCGACCGGGACUACGGCGUGCGACCUGCUCUUCGAGGACAAGCUGGACGAGCGUGGCGCCGUGGACCUGUGCCCGCAGCACGCCUUAGACUACGAACGUCGCCGCAGGACUCAGAAGUGCUACCAAGGCGGAUGCAACCGUGUCGGCUUCGUGGAAGACGGAGGCGACGGAGUUCGUCGUUGCCGCCAUCACGCCGCACCGGGCCCUCGGCGUUCGAGUUCAAGGAGGAGAUCGCCAGCAAGGCCGGCGGUCGCCCUUUGUGAACAAGACGAUCCGGAAGAACCCGAACUCCCACCUCGUGGCAGGGGCGAUCUUCCAGAUGCACGUGAUCUUAAGCGGCUGCUGGCAGAGGUGAAAUCCGAGACCUUCGAGGAGCCACCGAAGCGAAGCCGGGAGCGAUCCCCGGGCUGUACCCCGCGGUCAAGCAUCCACAAGAACCUCGCAAAGCUGGGCCUGCUGGACUCACCGGCGCGCGACCACCCUGUUCCUUUGUUGGAGGAGUUCUUCAACCAGUACGCGGAGGGCCGUGAGAUUGGUCUGACGGAGGAAGAGGUCAGGAAUGCUUUGGCGGCCGAACGUGGGAUGUCGAUGAAGGAGAUCACUCAGGCCCUGGUCAGCCAAGCGGUUGCUGAGCAGGAGAAGGGGCAAAAGGGGCUCACCAAGUUUGUCAGGGCCUGGCAGAGGCCAUCCACUAGGUUGUCCUCUCCUUCGAGUACGGCCCGCAACAGUUCGGCACCUUCCUGGGAGGUGGUGGAGACGUCACCGGAGAAACCGGGACCUUCGGCAACCUCUGAGAAGACGACCCCGACGGCACCACUGCGGAUCGGCAAGCCGGGCAUCUACAGCGUGGGCGAUCGCAAAGCCGAGGCGGGCGACCCGGGACCUGCACCGUUCGAGGAGAUUGCCAGGGCCAUCCAGUCGCAGACGGCGGAGAUCGCAUCUUUGGUGAAGUCACACACGGAGAACACGGCGGUGCCCCCUGGAACAAUCAAAGGGUUGAACCGGACUUCCGAGGAGCUGGUCUUCUUGCUCCGCGCGUGCAACCAGUACCAGGUGACGGUUGGAGCAGGAGAACAAGGACAGGCCCUCGCGAACGCAUUGCUCUCGGCGCAGGUCGGGGCUUCUACAAAGUUGCGCAAGGCGGGCUUCAAGCAGAAGGUCACGAAUAGGCUGGCCAUAGGACUUGCGGGGCCGUACUGGGGUACUCAAGAGAAGCACGCACUCAACGCAGCCGACUUC